CAGAAUAUCAGGAAGGCCAUUGAGAAAAAUGUUGGCUGUGAAGAAGACCUCAUCAAAACGCUGCAAGAUGUCGAAAUCAAGAAACGGGCUGCUCGUAAGGAAAUUCUUUUGAAGAAGAGUGCCUUCUUGGGACAGCAGCGAAGACGACGGGAAAGUUUACCGGACGUUUUGGGACGAAAUGGUGAGAACCAUCAUUUGAUACUGAACAGAAAGAAAGUGAGCGAUGAUUUAAAGUUUUCGUCCGGGACACAUUCAUUCACUGCUCGUGAUAAAGACGCUAUGUUGUGUCGCUCUACUUUUAAAUUACCAAGCUUAGCAACUUCGACUGUUCGUAACACGAUACAAAUUGAAUCAGGAAAUGGAGACAAGAUUUGCGUACUUUCAGAGAGUCAGGAUAGUAAUGGAAAAACAGGCAACACAGUGAACCAUUCACAAGAAGUAUCAUCAAUGCAAUCUGUAAAUGAAAGAAACGUCGAGAGUGAGAGAAAUGCAAUGUUAAAUGAAAGCAGCGGUAUUGAGUCCGUUUUAGGAGCGCAUUCAUGGCCACCAAGCCCUCAUGUUCACCCUGAACAAAAGUCCAUUCUAAAGAGAAGAAAUUCGGUGGCGGACAUUGUGCACAGUAACAACAGAGCAGGCUGGAGCGAGUCCAUAACAAGACCAGCGUGGCUACGACGCCAAUCGCUGCAUCAAGUAAGAUUCUGCAGCCAAACCACGCCCCAAGCUACUAGCAGCAUUUCUGAUCCUUCGCUCCUUCAAUCGAAUGCAGAGUUUGUUCUAGAGGAUUCCACAUUAUCACGAUACAGAAAGGUGUUGAACAGAAGGAGCUCCAGUCUUUAA
This is a messenger RNA of Porites lobata, 837 nucleotides long. The record is from the annotation of a GenBank genome assembly. NCBI's taxonomy places the organism in Eukaryota, Metazoa, Cnidaria, Anthozoa, Scleractinia, Poritidae.